UUAUUUGAGAUCACAGUGCCUCUUUCUCAUGGCCCCAAACCUGUAACCGUCAGCUUUUCCAAUCACACGUCCUGCCGAUGCAUGUCGAAGUUGGAUGUUUACAGACAAGUUCAUUCCAUCAUAAGACGUUCCUUGCCAGCAACACAAACUCAGUGUCAUGUGGCAAACAAGACCUGUCCAAAAAAUCAUAUUUGGAAUAAUCAAAUUUGCAGAUGUUUGGCACAGCAUGAUUUUGGUUUCUCUUCCCAUCUUGGAGAUUCUGACCCAUCUGAAGGAUUCCAUAUUUGUGGACCAAACAAAGAGCUGGAUGAAGAAACCUGUCAAUGUGUCUGCAAAGGAGGUGUACGACCCUCAAGCUGUGGACCUCACAAAGAAUUAGACAGAUCAUCAUGUCAGUGCAUGUGCAAAAACAAACUUCUCCCCACUUCCUGUGGGCCCAACAAGGAAUUUGAUGAAGAAAAAUGUCAGUGUGUUUGUAAAAAGACCUGUCCUAAACAUCAGCCACUAAAUCCUGCAAAAUGCAUCUGUGAAUGUAUAGAAUCUCCCAAUAAAUGCUUCUUAAAAGGAAAAAGGUUCCAUCACCAGACAUGCAGUUGUUACAGACCACCGUGUACAGUCAGAACGAAACGCUGUGAUGCUGGAUUUUAUUUUAGUGAAGAAGUGUGCCGCUGUGUACCCACAUACUGGAAAAGACCACUUAUGAAUUAGUGAAGAGAGCACUACUCACUAUUUUGGCGGACGUUUUUCCACUAGAACAAAAGAACAACAGAAACUUUGCUAAUAUUUGGAAUUAAAUGUUCACCAGAGACCCUGUGGGACUUUCAGAGACAGACUCAUUGUGCUUUUCUCAAGAUGUGGAAAGCAAAUGUAGAAAAUAACUGGGGUUCAUGUUUUGUAAAGAACUCAAUAAGGACUUAUUUUCUGCCAAUGACCAAACAGCCUAGGUUCUUCUUGUGAUUUUUUUUGUUAAAGAGAUAAUGACUAUAUAAUUUAUUUCCACUAAAACCAUUGUGCAGCAUUUCUGUUUAUAGCAGUAACAAUUGUUAAAACUCACUGUGAUCAAUAUUUUUAUAUCUUGCAAAGUAUGUUUAAAAUAAAAUGGAAAUUGUAUUAUAUAAUGGUGAUAA
Messenger RNA from Nestor notabilis (Kea), 1127 nucleotides. RefSeq names its product vascular endothelial growth factor C (gene VEGFC). The annotation marks the transcript as partial. The transcript is spliced from 4 exons. Gene Ontology annotation, molecular function: growth factor activity; chemoattractant activity; vascular endothelial growth factor receptor 3 binding. The record is from RefSeq and is a predicted model, not a curated record. NCBI's taxonomy places the organism in Eukaryota, Metazoa, Chordata, Aves, Psittaciformes, Psittacidae. Gene Ontology annotation, biological process: induction of positive chemotaxis; positive regulation of mast cell chemotaxis; response to hypoxia.